Molecule: messenger RNA, 1446 nt
Organism: Budorcas taxicolor (takin)
Lineage: Eukaryota; Metazoa; Chordata; Mammalia; Artiodactyla; Bovidae
Gene: LBP
Product: lipopolysaccharide binding protein
Exons: 15
Coding region: 1-1446 (481 amino acids)
Biological process (GO): innate immune response; acute-phase response; positive regulation of macrophage activation
Molecular function (GO): lipopolysaccharide binding
Source: RefSeq, a predicted model, not a curated record
AUGGUGACUUUGAAGGGCACCCUGCCCUCCCUCUUGCUGGGAACCCUGCUCACAUUCACCUCCGGGGCCCUGGGGGCCAAUCCUGGCCUUGUCGUCAGGAUCACUGACCAGGGCUUGGAGUACGUGGCCCAAGAGGAGCUGUUGGCUCUGCAGAAAAAGCUGCACAAAGUCACACUGCCGAACUUCGACGGGGACGUCAGGAUCAAACAUUUCGGCAGCGUGGACUAUGGAUUCCACAGCCUGAACAUUCAGAGCUGUAAGCUGCUUGGCUCGGCUCUGAAGCUCCUCCCCAACCAGGGCCUGCUUUUCUCUGUCUCCGACUCCUUCAUCCAGGUCACGGGCGACUGGAAGGUGCGCAAGAGGAUUCUGAGACUAAAUGGCUCCUUUGACGUGAAGGUCAAGGGCAUCACCAUUUCAGUCAACCUUCUCUUGGACAGUGAGCCCUCUGGGAGACCCAAAGUGGCUGUCUCCAGCUGCAGUAGCCACAUCCAUGAUGUGGAGGUGGACAUAUCAGGAGAUUUGGGGUGGCUGCUGAAUCUCUUCCAUAACCAGAUCGAGUCCAGGUUCCGAAAGGCCUUGAAAAGCAAGAUUUGCGAAAUUAUUCAGGACUCGGUGACCUCUGAGCUACAGCCUUAUCUUCAAACUCUGCCAGUCACAACAAAGAUAGAUCAUCUCGCUGGCCUUGAUUACAGCUUAAUGGGGGCCCCUCAAGCAACAGACCAAACGCUGGACGUGAUGUUCAAGGGUGAAAUUUUUAGCCGAGAUGACCGCUCCCCAGUUGCUUUCCUUGCUCCUGUCAUGAACCUUCCUGAGGAACACAGCCGAAUGGUCUACUUUGCCAUCUCGAAUUAUGCCUUCAACACCGCCAGCCUAGUUUAUCAUAAAGCGGGAUUCCUGAACUUUACUAUCACGGAUGACAUGAUUCCGCCUGAUUCUAACAUUCGACUGAACACCAAGUCCUUCCGCGCCUUCGUUCCCAGGAUAGCCAGACUGUACCCCAACACGAACUUGGAGCUCCAGGGAGCAGUGAUCUCUGCCCCAUGCCUGAACUUCAGCCCUGGAAAUAUGUCCACAGCUGCCCAGAUGGAGAUCGAGGCCUUUGUGCUCCUACCCAACUCCGUCAAGGAACCUGUCUUCCGGCUCGGUGUGGCCACAAAUGUGUCUGCCAUGUUGACCUUCAACACCAGCAAGAUCACUGGAUUCUUGGAGCCAGAAAAGAUACAAGUGGAACUGAAAGAAUCUAAAGUUGGACUAUUCAGUGUGGAGCUGUUGGAGGCACUGCUCAAUUAUUACCUUCUCAACAACUUUUACCCCAAGGUCAAUGAUAAGUUGGCAGAAGGCUUCCCUCUCCCUCUGCUAAAGAAAAUUCAGCUCUACGACCCCAUUCUCCAGAUCCACAAGGACUUCCUGUUUUUGGGAACCAACGUUCGGUACCUGAGAGUUUGA